Beta vulgaris subsp. vulgaris (sugar beet) is the source of this 1309-nucleotide messenger RNA. RefSeq names its product putative F-box protein PP2-B12. NCBI's taxonomy places the organism in Eukaryota, Viridiplantae, Streptophyta, Magnoliopsida, Caryophyllales, Amaranthaceae. The record is from RefSeq and is a predicted model, not a curated record. Gene Ontology annotation, molecular function: protein binding. Bases 225 to 1079 code for a protein of 284 amino acids. The transcript has 3 exons.
UGCAUAUUUUUUUAGAUAACAAAAACAGUUAACACUAAGGAAGUUUCCUAGUCCACCAAGGAGAGUAAACCAAAUAGGAAAGGUAAGAAGAAAGGGUAAAAUAGUCCGAAAAAAUGGAUUUGGAUGAUUUUAAGUAAUUUUGGAGCGAUAAUUAACAAACCCUUGAUUCCUAGAACCUAUUUAUAGUUUCAUACUAAGAAAGAUCAAACAGAAAAAGGCAAAGCAUGAUGUGUUGUAUGAAUUUAUCAGACUUACCUGAGGGAUGUCUUUCACAUAUCCUAUCGUUGACGUCGCCGAGUGAUGUCCUCCGAUCAUCGGCUGUUUCGAAGCAGUUUUUAUCAGCCUCUCUUUCCGAUAAUGUUUGGGAGAAGUUUCUGCCGUCUGAUUGCGAUCACAUCAUCAGUCAAUCAUCUACACCACUUGAUCACCAAAAUUUUGCUACCAAGAAAGACCUCUUUUUCCAUCUCUGCCGCUCUCCUAUACUCUUCAACAAUAACACUCAGAGCUUUGGCUUGGACAAAUGGAGUGGAAAGAGAUGCUACAUGCUUGGUGCCAGGACACUCAAGAUUGCUUGGAUAGACAACUCUCAAUACUGGACCUGGCAAACCGAACUUGAAUCGAGGUUCCCAGAGGUUGCUGAGCUCCAGAGCGUGUGCUGGUUAGACAUAAAAGGCACAAUACACACCAAACUUCUAUCGUCAAAUACAACUUAUGGCGCGUAUUUUGUGUUCAAGAAGAUUGAUAACUAUUCUAAUGGAUUUUUGUAUACACCAGUGAAGACAUAUGUGUUAGAGAUUGAUGAGCAAGGAUCAUUGCCUGGAGACGAUAAUGACAAUCAUGGUGUCAUUGUUAACAGAUUCUACCUCGAGGCCUCAGAAGAUACGAGUUUAUUGAGAAGGCUCGAAGAGCUUCCGGUUGAAAGAGAUGAUGGAUGGAUGGAGAUAGAAAUGGGCAGGUGCGAUGUUAAGGCUACCACCGAUCAAACAAUGGUAUUGGAGAUGAAAUUGGAGGAGAUUGAACAUCUAAAUUGGAAGCAAGGUAUUGUUGUUCAAGGCAUUGAACUCCGUCCUUUGAACUGAUGAUAUUCACUUAUCCUCAAUUCUAUUUUCAUUACUAGUGGACACUUCAAUGCAUUACAAACUAGGAAAUAAGAAUAUUUGCUUUAUGUUUGUGUUACUCUUAUUUCUUACUACUGAUCAAUUCCUCGUUGUAGUUUUCUUUGUCAACAAUACAAAGCAAUACGUUUAAGAUUCUAUAUUUGUUCACUUUUACAAAUGCAAUAAUAGUUAGAGAGACAAUUUCUAGUCGA